Molecule: messenger RNA, 2090 nt
Organism: Brassica napus (rape)
Lineage: Eukaryota; Viridiplantae; Streptophyta; Magnoliopsida; Brassicales; Brassicaceae
Product: patellin-4
Exons: 5
Coding region: 169-1908 (579 amino acids)
Molecular function (GO): lipid binding
Source: RefSeq, a predicted model, not a curated record
GUCCAGCCCAAUACUAGGGUUAUUCUUCUCUUGAUAAAAGCUCAAUCUUCUCCUCCUCUCUCUUCUCAACUCAAAACCCUACCAGAGGAAGAAGACCAAAAGUCGAAUUGAGAGAUUCUGAAGAUUCGUAGAAACUCUCAUCAUCUUAUUUAAAGGCGAAAGAUAGAUAUGACUGCAGAAGUUAAGGUUGAGGAGAAGCAGGUGGAGUCUGAGGUUGUUAUUGCCUCUGCUGUUGUUCCUCCUGUGGAGGAGACAACAGUGAAAGCUGUUGUGGAGGACGAAGUUAAAGCUGUGGAAGAGGUUGAUGGGAGCGAGACUAAGGUUGUGGAGAAGAUUUCUUCUUUUAAAGAAGAGAGCGAUUUCUUCUCUGAUUUGAAGGAUUCUGAGAAGAAGGCUUUGAGUGAUCUGAAGACAAAGCUUGAAGAAGCCAUUGUUGAAAACACGCUGUUUAGGAAGAAGAAAGAGACCCCUGUGAAGGUGGUGGAGAAGAAGAAGGAAGUAGAGGAGAAGGCUGAAGACGAGAAGAAGAGUGAGGCUGAGGAAAGCCCCAAAGAAGAAGCAAAGACUGAUGCUGUUGUGACCGAGGAAGCCAAAGCUGAGACAACUGAGGAUGUUGUUCAAAAGGAAAGCCCCAAAGAAGAAGUAAAGACUGAGGCUGAUGUUGUCGACACCAAAGAGGAAGUGAAAGCUGAGAUUGCAGAAGAAGAGAAGAAAACCGAGGAGGCUGUUGUUACCAAAGAGGCUGAUGUUGUCGACACCAAAGAGGAAGUGAAAGCUGAGAUUGCAGAAGAAGAGAAGAAAUCCGAGGAGGCUGUUGUUACCAAAGAAGCCACUGUGGAGCAGGAGGAAGAAGAUGAGAUUGUGGAUAACGAUAUCGAGCUAUGGGGAGUGCCACUGCUUCCAAGCAAAGGAGCUGAAGGAACAGAUGUAAUCCUCUUGAAGUUCUUGAGAGCAAGAGACUUCAAAGUCAAUGAUGCCUUUGAGAUGCUCAAGAAAACCCUCAAAUGGAGGAAGGAACAGAAGAUUAAUUCGGUCCUUGGGAGAGACUUUGGCGAGGAUCUUGCCUCUGCAGCUUAUAUGAACGGUCUGGACCGUGAAUCACGCCCGGUUUGUUACAAUGUCUACAGCGUUUUCGGUAACGAGGAGCUUUACCAGGCGACGUUUGGAUCAGAGCAAACCAGAGAGAAUCUGUUGAAAUGGAGGUUUCAGCUGAUGGAGAAGGGAACCCAGAAGCUUGAUCUGAAACCAGGUGGUGUCACUUCUCUUCUCCAGAUCCAUGACCUCAAAAACUGCCCUGGACCUUUGAAGAAAGAGCUAUGGGUUGCAAUCAAGAACGCCAUAGUAGCUUUGCAGGACAACUACCCGGAGCUUGUUUCCAGAAACGUAUUCAUCAAUGUUCCCUUCUGGUUCUACGCCGUCAGCACUCUCCUGUCUCCAUUCUUAACACAACGAACCAAGAGCAAGUUUGUUGUGCCUCGUCCAGCCAAUGUCACAGAGACUCUUCUCAAGUACAUUCCAGCAGAGGAGAUCCCUGUUCAGUACGGUGGUUUCAAAAGAGAUGAUGAUACCGAGUUCUCCAAGGAAGCUGUUUCUGAAGUUGUUGUGAAGCCUGGAUCAUCUGAAACCAUCGAGAUCCCAGCUACUGAGACUGAAGGAACAUUGGUUUGGGACGUUGCUGUUUUGGGAUGGGAAGUGAAUUACAAGGAAGAGUUUGUGCCAGCAGAUGAAGGAGCGUACACCAUAAUUGUCCAAAAGGUGAAGAAGAUCGGUUCUAAUGAAGGUCCGGUCAGGAACAGUUUCAAGAACAGUGAGUCUGGUAAGAUUGUUCUCACCGUUGACAAUGUCUCUAGCAAGAAGAAGAAGAGAGUUCUGUACAGGUACAGGACCAAGACGGAAUCCUCUUGCUGAACUUGAGGCUUCAGUAAAAUCAUCUAAGCAGUCUCUGGAUAUAAUAUUCUUUUGCUACAGUUGAAAAGUUUGGUGUUAUUAUUAUUAUUUUUGAGUGAUACUUAACGUGAGAAAGAGAUACUACUGCCAUUGUUUUAUUGAAAUUCAAUCUUUUUUUGCUUGUGUUAUGAAAUUUUUUUCUC